AGCUGGCUUCGAGUAUGCAACCUGGUCUUCGACAGUUACUAUAAUUUUUCAGCUGAAAAAACAUUUUGCGGGCUCGCCACUAACCCAAACAAGAUGUUUCUCACGAAAAGUGCCAUGACAGAGCUGAAAAAAAAAUGUCCUUUAAUCAACUUAGAUUCCGCUUCAGUAAGCGACAAGGACGAAUGUUCCACGUUUCCACAGUCCCUAAGAGCAUCGGUGAAGCUGCAGUCCAGUAUUCAUGAGGCGAGACGGAUGUAUAGUCCGAAGCCUGUGGCUCAUUUGUGA
Molecule: messenger RNA, 285 nt
Organism: Pocillopora meandrina
Lineage: Eukaryota; Metazoa; Cnidaria; Anthozoa; Scleractinia; Pocilloporidae
Source: the annotation of a GenBank genome assembly